AACCUUUUACUUUGAAGUGUUUGACUUUCACUUCCGGGGAUCGCAGUUGCCGGUGGGUACUUCUUGCGUCUGAACCCUCCUCCUCGUCCCGACUCCCUUUCUCCUGCAAGCCAUAGACCUCUGCUGCCAAGUUUUCUACUGGUUUACGCGACACCGUUGCCUACAGCAAGCGCCAUGUCUUCCGGAAAAGCUCAGAUUGGCAAGCCCGCCCCUGAUUUCAAAGCUACAGCUGUGGUGGAUGGACAGUUCAAGGAGAUCAAGCUGUCAGACUACAAAGGGAAGUAUGUGGUUUUCUUUUUCUACCCCCUGGACUUCACCUUCGUGUGCCCGACCGAGAUCAUUGCUUUCAGCGACAGAGCAGAGGAGUUCCGCAGCCUUGGCUGUGAGGUCAUCGGCUGCUCCAUUGACUCCCACUUCACCCACUUGGCAUGGAUCAACACACCGAGGAAGCAGGGUGGUCUGGGUAACAUGAAGAUCCCGCUGGUAGCAGACCUCACAAAGUCCAUCUCCAGAGACUACGGUGUGUUGAAGGAGGAAGACGGCGUGGCGUACAGGGGUCUGUUUGUGAUCGACGUCAACGGCACCCUGAGGCAGAUCACCAUCAACGACUUGCCCGUGGGUCGCUCUGUGGACGAGACCCUGCGUCUGGUUCAAGCCUUCCAGCACACCGACAAGCACGGAGAGGUCUGCCCCGCUGGCUGGAAACCCGGGAGUGACACCAUCAUCCCAGACGUAGCGAAGAGCAAAGAGUUCUUCUCCAAGCAGUAAAUCUGAAGGUCCUCCUUAAAGCUCCGUCCCCGAGCUCAGCACUUGACCUCAGAUGAGAGGUGUCCCUAUGAAGCCGUACGUCAUGACGUCCAAAAUGUUCCAACACAAUCUCCUCACUUUCUCUUAUUAUGCUCAGCCUGCAGUUUGGGGGGGCAACUUUGUAGUCUCAAGCACUGAAAGUAGUUUUGUUCAAUAUCUUCUUCUGAGAGUUGUUGUGCCUUCCCUCCCUGUCACUAAUGGUUUGUUACCGUCUUUAAUAAAAGUGGGAAAAGAGAGGUGAA
Nothobranchius furzeri (turquoise killifish) is the source of this 1049-nucleotide messenger RNA. RefSeq names its product peroxiredoxin 2 (gene prdx2). NCBI's taxonomy places the organism in Eukaryota, Metazoa, Chordata, Actinopteri, Cyprinodontiformes, Nothobranchiidae. The record is from RefSeq and is a predicted model, not a curated record. Gene Ontology annotation, molecular function: thioredoxin peroxidase activity. Gene Ontology annotation, biological process: removal of superoxide radicals; leukocyte activation; cellular response to stress. Gene Ontology annotation, cellular component: cytosol.